GAAGAGUAUAGAGAGGAUAAACCCUCGAAAAAGAAGAAACGGCUGGAAGGAAGAAGGGAACGGUUGAAGCGAAGGAAAGGUAUUCGAUUUCGAUUCGAAAGCCAGCCCGGUUAAAACCGGUGGAAAGGUAUAUAUAUAUGAUGGCGGUGUGCAUGUUUUGGCUUCUCACGUACGUGGGACAAGGUCUGGACCUGGCCGUGGGCAAUCGUCCGGUGAUCAUCAUGCAGGGUGCGCAGGAGCAGCAGGACUACCGGCACGGUAGCGGUAUCAGAAAGAAGAGCGAGCUGAAUUCGGUAGGCAAUAACCUGUUGCACUUCAGAAUAUAUCCUCCCGAGGCCUCUCACCGGGACGACCUGUCCAAUUGGCUCCUAUUGAACGACGAGCCACGGAUCUCCUCGUGGACACCAGCCGGCAUAUUGAUCGACGAUAUGAUCAGGGAGCCGAGGGAGCUUCAGACCGUCUUUUUUGCCCUGUCCCCCGCCAUGCUGAACACGCUCUACUCGGAGUACGUGAACACCGCUGCCUCGCAACCGGCCGACCACCACUUUCUCCACGAGGAUCAACAACAGCAAGCCGUUGGGGGUCCGUUGGUCGGCCAACGCGGCAAAAAGUUGCGAAUCGACUGUAGACACUCCAGGAACACGGUCAGCCUGCCUAUAAGAGUGUGCGACGACGAGAAGACGGGGCGGAACAGCCUCCAAGAAGCCAGACAAUCGAAUUACGACGAUCUCUUCGAGCAGAAAUUGAACACUGCUGCUAAUAUGAAGACUGACCCAACGUCACGGGGACCCGAGAAGCUUCAACGGGAUUAUCAGAAUGCCGCCACGUUUGUCUCGAGGCCACCGUUCGGCCUGGACGCGGCCAAACCUCCCGGAAAGAGGAGCCAAACUCCUGUUGGACGCCGCUCAAUCGACCUCUCAGGAGAGUCGGCCCCGCAUCAAGCUCAACCGCCGUCCUCCCUCGGGAACGGUAUCAGCGUCGCUUCUCAACUUAUGCUCAGAUCCACCAGGGGAAGCAUACAGUACGACGUACCGCAAAUCGAAUGUCCUAUCUCAGAGGACGGGAUGGAAAGGUUUGCGUGUCCCUCAGCGGACAGAAUGGGUAGAUACCAUUGCAUCGACGAUCACGCCUUGUGCGACGGUUUUAUAGACUGCCCUACAGGCGAAGACGAGGACAGGCAAGCCUGCAUGUUUUACAAAACUGUAAGUCUUCAAUAUUUUUUCAACACCCUAUACAAUCAUCAACACAAAAUUUUACGUAAAAUUCGUACAUUCCCUCUUUAUUUUCUACCACUAUAA
This is a messenger RNA of Apis florea (little honeybee), 1298 nucleotides long. RefSeq names its product low-density lipoprotein receptor domain-containing jelly belly protein (gene jeb). Gene Ontology annotation, biological process: positive regulation of MAPK cascade. NCBI's taxonomy places the organism in Eukaryota, Metazoa, Arthropoda, Insecta, Hymenoptera, Apidae. The record is from RefSeq and is a predicted model, not a curated record. Gene Ontology annotation, cellular component: terminal bouton. Gene Ontology annotation, molecular function: transmembrane receptor protein tyrosine kinase activator activity; protein binding.